This is a messenger RNA of Plasmodium fragile, 312 nucleotides long. RefSeq lists its product as uncharacterized. Lineage: Eukaryota; Apicomplexa; Aconoidasida; Haemosporida; Plasmodiidae. Bases 1 to 312 code for a protein of 103 amino acids. The record is from RefSeq and is a predicted model, not a curated record. The transcript has a single exon.
AUGCGUAUGUAUGGCCAGGAGGAGUGGUUCCAGCAUUUGUUGAAUAAUGUAGAGGAGGAGACAGCAUCGCAAAACGGCGAAAUACCUGGCGUGGACAAAGACUUAGAAGUGGAACAAGUCAUGGCAACAGAAGAUAUGCUACGAGUGAGAGAUACACCGCGCUCGCAACUGCAUCCGCUACUGUACCUCCACAAGCCGCUAUGCGCUAAAACAUGGAUACUGAUCCUGGCAUUAGUCAUAGAACAGUGCGAGCUCGAACGCAGUUUGCAGGCUAGGGAGUUAUAUGUAGAUGACCUAUUGGAGCAACUGUGA